AUGCCGAAACGUAAUGGAUCAUCUUCGGAUAUUGAUGAAUUUUUCUCGGGAACAAAGUCAAACAGCGAUUAUGAUAAGAACAAAACAAAUCAAGCUGAUCCAUCUACAGCAAAAGGCAUAGCGGCUUUGGUUAGACCACCACCUCGACAAGCACCUGCAGAAACCAAACCUAACGUCAAUAGUAAAACGACAUCCAUGACAACAAACGAUAAGAAUGCGCCAACUUCACAACCAUCAAAAGCCAAUACUGUUGAAUCAGAGUACGAUGAUGACACAAAUAGAGACGAGAAAAAAAAGCAGAGUUCGUUACCAACAUCGAAGCAACGGCAUGUUACUAAUGGUAGCACACCACGCAAAGAACAGUUUCUACCGUAUCUUCGUCCAAAAAAUCGACAGAAAGGUGCUGCACAACGGACAUCAUCGAAUCAAGCGAAGAAAACCAAUUCUGAGCAGCGUUUAUCAUCUGCUCAGAAUGAGAAAUUGAAUGAACUUCGUUCUCACAUGUCUCUGUUGCAACGCCAAUUGGAACAAGAACGCUCGGAAAAUAAAACUCUGAGAAUAAUUCAAAGACGUGAAGAAAAAUCGCUUCGAACAUUCGAAGAUCGCGAAUAUGAUGCUCAAAGAGUUGCACAAGAGUUCAAGUACGAAAUUGAUCAAGUGAAAAGGCAAAUCGGUGGUGAGAAGGAAGAAAAAGCGAAACUUCAGAAAGAAGUCGAUGAACAAGAUGAACAAUAUCGUGAUCAAUCGAAAAAAAUGAAAUUCUAUGAGAAAUUAAUCGCACACGAAGAUGAAUAUGAAGAGUACGAGGAUUUACGCGAUAGAUUGAAAGAAAUGGACAAACAAUUGAAAAAAGUUCAAGACAAGAUCACUAAACAAGAAAAACAAAUCCAAAAUAUCGAACAAAACCACCGUCAAGAAAUGGCUCAACAUCUAAGCAAACGACGCGAGCUUAAACAUGACUUAGAUGAUCAGUCAAAGAAAUGUAACGAACUGUUUCUUAAACUUGAAGAAAAAACACGACAAGUUGAUACAAUGCAUAUCCACAUUCAACGUGGCGGCCGUCGUCCAUCGGACUCAUCAUUUGAGAACCUUAGAAAAUCUCAUUCAUAUCAAGAACUUCCAGACACGUCACCACAAUUUCGAGAGAAAAUGUUGGAAUAUGAUCGAAAACGUCGUGAGUUGGAUAAAGAUAAACCCAAACCACCCCCAUUGCCAUUAACACCGCCACCUAAGCCCCCGCGAAAGAAAUAUGUGCCUUCGAUUGAUUUGAAAUCGAAAUCGAAAACAAAACCAAAAGUAGAAGUAAAACCAAAAUCACCCUCACCACCUCCGAUUAAACGCGAAGAAACACCGCCGAUCAUUCAGCCAGUUCGAGUCAAAUCACCCAUUCACCGUUUGCCAACACCUGAAAGUUACGAUGACGACACGAGUGAAUUUGAAGAAGAUAUUGUUAUUGAGCCUGCUGUCUAUAGAAAGCCACGUUCACCCAAACGCUCACCACCACCACAGCCAAGAAUCAUUCUUCCACCACCAAAACCGCGCUCACCUUCACCACCGCCUCAACCUAAACCGUCGCUUGCACGUAAUUUCGAUGAUAAAUGGAUGAAUGUUUUUAGUAAUGAUAAAAAAGAAGAAUCGAAAAAAGAUGAUCUUCUAUCAAAAUUAACUGCUGAAGAGUCCAAAGACAAACAACCUCGAACAUCAAUGUUUACCUUUGAGCCUGCUACUUUGUCGACAAAUACUACACAGAAGAAACCACCACCGCGAGUUGUCACAAGCGUUUAUGAUUUCGAACAAGCAGUACUCAAUUUACACGAUGGUAAGCCCGUCACUGCUCAAUCAUCAACAAGUAAAAAGGCAACUGGCCUGAGUGAUUCUUCUGAUCAUACGGACAACAAGCUAACCAAUCGUUUACUUGCUCGCGAUAACAGUUUUACGAAAACAUUAGGAAAAUCGAAUACCGUCGAAUCACGUUUUGCACUUCCAACAGUUGACAAUGGUUUAAUAACAGCAUCAUCAUCAUCGACAACAGCUGGAAAACCAAAUUCGAAAAUUCCGACCUCGCUCGAUCGACUUCAGCGACCAAGAGUAGUGACCAAUGCUCCUAAAUCCGUGCCCAAUAGAACAGUUGUUGAAGAAAUUGAAGAAUUUACAUUGUGA
Adineta ricciae is the source of this 2160-nucleotide messenger RNA. The record is from the annotation of a GenBank genome assembly. Lineage: Eukaryota; Metazoa; Rotifera; Eurotatoria; Adinetida; Adinetidae.